AUGUUGCUGCCGAUCUUUUUUCUUCCGCUCUUGACAUCCUCGAGUGCGCUACUGAUAGACACCGUUUUAAAGAAUAUUAUAUUCGAUCCAUUAGAUCGGAUACAAGCAUUGCCAGAUAAUGUCGGCGCUUUUGCAGCCGGGCCUGAAGAUGCGCAACUUUCGACUAUGGAACUGAUAAGAAAAUACGGUUACAAUGGUGAGCUGCAUAAAGUAACCACUCCCGAUGGAUACAUCUUGGAAUUACAUCGGAUAACAGGACGAGCAAAUUCCACCGAUUCGCAAGUGCAAAAACCCGUUGCAUUUGUGAUGCAUGGUCUUCUAUGCAGUUCGGCGGUUUGGGUCUUCGCUGGGCCUGAGAAAAGUUUAGGAUUCCUUCUUGCGGACGCGGGAUAUGAUGUGUGGCUUGGAAACGCGCGAGGCUCCUUGUAUUCCCGUGAACAUUCGCAUAGACGAAUAUCUACCGCGAAGAAAGAUUAUUGGAAUUUCAGCUGGCAUGAAAUUGGUACGCUCGAUCUUCCGACGAUGAUAGAUUAUGUUCUGCAAACCACCGGUCGCGAGAAAUUAUUCUACCUGGGACAUAGCCAGGGUACCACCUCCUUCUUCGUCAUGUCAACCCAAUUACCUGAGUACCAGGAGAAGAUUGAGGCGAUGUUCGCCAUGGCACCGAUAGCCUACUGUGGUAGAAUGAAGAGUCCCUUCCUGCAAGUGUUCUCACAGUUCACCAAUACCGCCGAUACGUUAAUGUCCUUAUUCGGAGUGCACGAAUUUAUGCCUACCCCCAAUAUUAUUCAAAAGUUCAUGCAAUUAAUGUGUGCGGAACAAGCUAUGUCGCAACCAAUAUGCUCGAAUGUGAUGUUCUUAAUCGCUGGAUUCAAUCCUGAUCAGAUGGACCCGAGUAUGAUACCAGUAAUCUUAGGACAUGUUCCUGCUGGUGCAUCCACGAAGCAAAUGCUUCAUUAUGGGCAACUCAUACGAUCUGGUGCACGUAUUUCACCGGGCAGAUUUAAGCUUUUUGAUCAUGGAUUAGUCAGCAAUAAAAAAAUACACAACUCACGUGCUCCACCACAUUAUGAACUAAAGGAGAUCAAAGUACCAAUCUCACUCCAUUAUAGUGAAAAUGACUGGUUAGCAAACGUCAAGGAUGUGGAAAAAUUGUAUAGCGAGCUAGGCAAUCCUUAUGGUAAAUUCCUAGUGCCAGAUAAAAAGUUUAAUCAUUUGGACUACAUGUGGGCCAAAGAUGUAAAGCCGCUUCUGUAUGACCAGAUAUUAAGUUUAAUGGAGAAUUUCAAAUAAAAUAAAAUAUCAGUUUGUUCUUUCAAAUUAUGUAUUUAAUGCAUGAAAUUUAAUCGAGAUUCUAGUUUCUUCAUUAUAGUGGAACUAUUUUGUAUCUUUGAAUAAUUCGAUGUAUUAUUAUAUCGACUUGAGUUAGCAAUCUCUUGUUUCUCGUAGAA
Nylanderia fulva is the source of this 1451-nucleotide messenger RNA. RefSeq names its product lipase 3-like. NCBI's taxonomy places the organism in Eukaryota, Metazoa, Arthropoda, Insecta, Hymenoptera, Formicidae. Gene Ontology annotation, biological process: lipid metabolic process. Gene Ontology annotation, molecular function: hydrolase activity, acting on ester bonds. The record is from RefSeq and is a predicted model, not a curated record.